Messenger RNA from Folsomia candida, 1663 nucleotides. RefSeq names its product venom metalloproteinase antarease-like TtrivMP_A. Gene Ontology annotation, molecular function: metalloendopeptidase activity. The coding region runs from base 45 to 1571 and encodes 508 amino acids. Gene Ontology annotation, biological process: proteolysis. The record is from RefSeq and is a predicted model, not a curated record. Lineage: Eukaryota; Metazoa; Arthropoda; Collembola; Entomobryomorpha; Isotomidae. The transcript is spliced from 2 exons.
AAACUCAUCAUUUUCCAGCCACUUUUACUGCAAUAACAAUAAGUAUGAGAUCCACCCUUCUUCUCCGCUGUGCAGUUUUUACUGUGGGGGUUAUUCUUUCCACAGUAAGUGCUGCUCCAAGUCCAACCCCCGUCCAAGUACAAGUAGUCCGUCGACACGUUGCCAAAAGAUCUGCGAACGACGACGACAACGUCGCGUCCUCCUUCUCCGUUAGAGUUUCUGGUCAAGGUCAUAAUUACAAUCUUGCCCUGGAAGCUCCUUCAGCGUCUGUUUUCUCUAAAAGCUUCAAAUACAAUGUCGCGAAAGACGAUGGCAAAGGAAAUGUCAUUUUCGUAGACGACACACCCUCGCAAAAACACCUCCGAGAGAUUGAGGAAAAGUUUUACAUUGAUCAAGAUUCAGACUCUGCCAUGAGCAUCAGAAAUACCGAAACUGGUUACAAAGUACACGGAAUUAUGAAUAAUUUGGCCAUCAUCCCUUCCAAUAAUGACCAAUACAAUGUUUUUACUGUCAAAACUGUUUCACCAGAGUCAAAAUCGAACAACAACGAUUUUGUUGACCUACACAGGAACUUGACAUAUCCCAAAAUUAGCACACGUGCCACCAUUACUGCUGAACCCGAAAUUUGGGUCAUUUUUGAUUAUGAAAACUCGCAACAAUUUGGUCAAGAUCGUACCAAAAUCUUGGACUACUUGGGGGUCUUUUUUCACGCAAUUAACAACCGAUACGCCACUUUCUCCGAGCCCAGCAUUGCUUUCAAAAUUUCUGGAGUGACCACAAUCGCCACUCGCGACGCACAACCUUAUCUGGAAAGCAACAAAGUACCCGACAAAACUGGAAGCGAUAUUGACAAAGUCUUGGACAGCUUUUCUACCUGGGCGUAUACCAACCAAGCUUCUGGACCCAAAUUCGAUAUGGCAGCGGUCAUCAGCGGAGUGGAUCUUCAAAGCAAGGACAGUAGUGGAGUAUAUUCCAAAAGUGUCGCCGGCUUGGCAUAUCUUAGUGCUGCCUGUUGGAAAACUACUACCCGUUGGUAUGCCACUUCGGUGACUGAAGAUUUGGGCGGAUAUUACGACGGCAUGUUUAGCGUUGCCCACGAAUUCGCCCAUAAUUUAGGGUCACCACACGACGGUUCGGGUGAUGCAGCCAGUUGUUCCUGGGACGAGGGUUACAUUAUGAGCUACAAAGGAUGGGGAACAACCAACAAAUUUUAUUUCUCCCCGUGCAGCAUUAACCUUAUGAAAACCUACAUUUCCUCGAACCAGGGGUCAUGUGUUAAAAGCAUUCAAGCGUCGACCAACAUCCCUCUUUCAAAAGAUAACGUGGGAGACCGAUAUGACAUGAAGGCGUUAUGCGUAAAGUACACCAAGCAAUCAAGCGCUGUCCCUGAACCAACCAAAACUCCAGCAGAAUUGUGCAAAAAUCUGUCAUGCAGAUAUCCAACCCCAAACAAGCCGGAAGGCUAUUAUUCCAUCGUCACAUUGAACCACCCUCCAGGUGAUAACACCCCUUGUGGUACUAGUGGGGGGAAAUGCGUUAAUGGAAACUGUGUCACCCCGACAAUUGGUUAAGCCUACGAUAAUCCAAUGUGAUUACUCAAAAUUUCGCUGAUUUUAAAAUUUGAUCAUAAAAUAAAAAGUAAUCUAUGAUGCAAAAAAAUCUA